UUACAGAAACUGUCAGCUGUGCAUAUAUGCGACCGCAUUUCCAAUAGGCGGCCUUUGGUUUUGUAAUUUCAUAUUUUCUCUAAUAAAAUUUAAAUAAAAAGUGUGCCAGCAUGCCUUUCAUGAAGGGACGCGCGCCUAUACGGCGUACCAUUGAAUAUUUAAAUGCCGGCCGCCUUGUGCUCAAAGAAAAAGUGAAAAUCUUUAGCGUGAACUAUAAUGUGUAUGGUGACCACCACAAAGGCGCCAGAGACUUUGUGUUUUGGAAUUUGUGUCAAAUACAGUAUAAAAAUCCAAAUGUACAAGUGGUGACAUUUAAGAACUUGACGCCUUCCCCGUUUGUGCGCUGCUACUUUGAGGACGGACGUGAUAUGCUUAUCGAUAUAGAUAGCCGAGAUCGUGAGGAAAUUAUAGAACAUCUCUGCAAAGUUGUUGGCAAGUCAAAAGCCCAAUUGGACGCAGAGGCGCAUUUAGCGGAGAGUAAAGACAAUCCUGCCAACUUUGGUUAUGGCUGCGAUAGACAUUGCAUCUGUGAGAUACCCGGUCAAGUGCCAUGCCCUGGCACUGUUAAAUUGCCCGAUCAUCUGCGUGGCAAGCACAUAUUUGCCCCAAAGUAAUUUGAAAAAAAAAAAACACAUUUUACGUUUUAGCUUAAUUUCUAAAUAAAACACACAUGUACAGUUACAACGUUUACAAAUAAAUCACUUUAUUUGGCUUAA
Molecule: messenger RNA, 716 nt
Organism: Bactrocera latifrons
Lineage: Eukaryota; Metazoa; Arthropoda; Insecta; Diptera; Tephritidae
Gene: mRpS25
Product: probable 28S ribosomal protein S25, mitochondrial
Exons: 3
Coding region: 111-614 (167 amino acids)
Cellular component (GO): mitochondrion
Molecular function (GO): structural constituent of ribosome
Source: RefSeq, a predicted model, not a curated record